GCUCCUCCCUGGGAGUGGGGCAUAAGAGGAUUGCCUGCCUUCUUCUUAAGCCCCCACAUUCUGAGUCUUCAAAGGGUGCCCUUCUCUGAGGCACACACCUAUCCCAUGCCACGCAAGCAUUCCAGGGAGGCAGAGGGCCCAGCCAAGGGCAAAGCAGGGGAAGGAGAGCAGCUCCCCAAGGAAGAAGGCGGGCACAAGGGCAGUAAAAGCCCUGGCUCUGAAUCAUGGCAACGUUCCCAGUGUGGCCAGGGGCGCAAGCACAGCAGGAAGCAUCAUGCUGACCCCCAUGCAGCUGCCAUUAAGGCCUACUCACCUUUCCUCAAUACUGUUUUUGGCAAGGAGAGGGAGCUUUCCCCAGUGGAGCUGGAUGAACUGCUAGAUGCCUUCAAGGAGUUUGACACUGACCAGGAUGGCUACAUCAGGUACAAGGACUUGGGAGAGUGCAUGCGAACCAUGGGCUAUAUGCCCACUGAGAUGGAACUGAUUGAGAUCUCACAACACAUCAAAAUGCGCAUGGGUGGGCGUGUAGACUUUGAGGACUUUGUAGAGAUGAUGGGUCCAAAGCUGCGUGAGGAGACUGCUCACAUGGUGGGCGUGAGGGAGCUGAAGAUUGCCUUCCAUGAGUUUGACACAGAUGGGGAUGGAGCGAUCAGCGGGGCAGAGCUGUGCCAGGCUGUGACUGCCCUACUAGGCGAGCAGCUCAAGGCCCAGGAGGUGGAUGAGAUCUUGCAGGAUGUGGACCUCAAUGGAGAUGGAAGAGUCGACUUGGAUGAAUUUGUGAUGAUGCUGUCAACCAGGUAACAAGAGCCAAAGAGGAAGGGGACUUUGCAUUACUACCCCCACCCCAGGUAGCCAGAGGGAGCUGGCUGCCCUUUGAGGACUCUUCACCUCCUGGAAAUAGUGGGGCAUCAUGCACAGAUGACUGGAGUCUCUCUUCCAAUCCUUCACAGGCUUCACUGAAAACUAGCACUUACCUAAUGACAAGCUGAAGUCCACCUUCACAUAGUCAGCUAUGUCCAAGGGGAAUUAUCCUGCCUCAGAGCAAACACAGUUCUCUCCACUCCUUGCAGUCCACUACUUGAGGUAGCUGCCUCACUUUGUCUAAUUAUAGGGCUGGUGUGUUUAUUCUUCCUGUUCACUCAACAAACAGGAAGAGAUUAAUUAGCAAAUAAAGUUCACAUGGCCUCAAGACGGCUUAUUCUAAAGCUGUGACAUAAGUGAGGGAGUGCCCAGAAUCAUAAGACAGUGAGGUCUGGGCCGGAACCUUCCACUCGGACAGAAUAAUAUUUAUGUUUUAGAACUGAGAGUGAAUCCUCCCUUCCCUUUCUCUCUCGCACACACCAGAUAACAUGGUCAUUAUAUAAUUGGUCAUUUCCAACAGCCCUGCCCCUGAGAGGGACAGGGUGGCCAUCUGUCACCUUGGGUCUAUUUGAAAGGCAGUCCAGCUCAAGUCCAUUUUACUUCAUCUAAGUCCAAGGAGCCUUGAAGUUGCCCAUCAACAGCACCGGAUUGCUGGCUGAGCUAGCAUACAAGUCACCUGAGCUGCAUACACAGCACCAUACAUUUGAAACACAUUAUUUUCCCCAAAGAAUAAUGGGAACUAUAGUGCAAUAAGAGUGUUGGGAAUUGUAGCUCUGUAAGGGGUAAACUACAGUUCCCAAUUUUUUGGGGGGGGAUAGUAUGCUUUAAAUGCACUUUAAGAAUAUGGUGUGUAUGCAGCCAGUCUUUCCUACCAGGAUGAGAUACAUUGCAUUUUUAUUUAAAUUAUAGACAUGUUUAAAACUGGCAUGUAUACAUAUAAAUUAGCAUAUGUAAAUUUUACAUAAAUGUAUCUUUUUUACUUUUUUUGUGAUGUAUAAGUUGCCAUCCUAGUGAGAUAAAUUGUUUUUGGUGGUGGUGGUGGGGACUAAGGCUGAGCUAAAAUGGGUUCAGGCAGCCCAUGACUGGAUUGCAGGAUUUAAAUCUAAGUCCACACCUAGCAUUCAUGCUAUCAGAACACAGUGGCUCAUCAAAAAGAACAGGUAUUAGAAGGCAAACAGAGAAAACUUGCUGAGGACCAGCCCAGUGCAAAUUCUUUGGAUGAAAAGGCCAUGGAUCACUGUUUUAGAGAAUGGUGUAUCUUAUCAUAUACACAUGAGAUAAAGCGAUCUCCAGUAAUAGACCAUGGACUGAUGCGAAGAAGAGUCUUUAUUUUUUGUGCAAAUGUAGGAUGCCUAGACAAGGUACGCUACAAUAGCUUCUCAGAUCAUAUAAAAUGUAUGGAUUUUAAAUGUCUUCUUGUAAUGUAUGGUUUGUUCCCAUGAUUAAACAUGACUUGUUUAAAACUUCUGCAGUGCAGGUUGGAAGAAUGUGUGUUUCUCCAUCUUAAUAA
Rhineura floridana is the source of this 2371-nucleotide messenger RNA. RefSeq names its product calcium binding protein 4 (gene CABP4). Lineage: Eukaryota; Metazoa; Chordata; Lepidosauria; Squamata; Rhineuridae. The record is from RefSeq and is a predicted model, not a curated record. The transcript is spliced from 6 exons. Gene Ontology annotation, molecular function: calcium ion binding. The coding region runs from base 106 to 801 and encodes 231 amino acids.